Messenger RNA from Penicillium alfredii, 231 nucleotides. RefSeq names its product NADH:ubiquinone oxidoreductase subunit NDUFA3. The record is from RefSeq and is a predicted model, not a curated record. The coding region runs from base 1 to 231 and encodes 76 amino acids. Lineage: Eukaryota; Fungi; Ascomycota; Eurotiomycetes; Eurotiales; Aspergillaceae. The transcript is spliced from 2 exons.
AUGUCUGCCCCCCAGUUCUGGUCGACUCCCUUCCGCUACAUGCGCUGGGCCUCGCACGAGAAGCCCGCCAUCUUCUUCUCCAUCUUUAUUGCAAGCCUGGGCCCCGUCGCGCUCGUCGGCUUACCCCCGCUCCGCCACGCGCUCGGUGACGUUGACCCGGCACCUAUCCCCAUGACAUAUCCCAUUCCGCCGGGUCCACGAGUGAUCCCUAAGGGCUUUGAUGACGAGUAA